CUUGAGCUGGGAACACAGAUUUUUAGGUGCGGUUUUAACGUUAAAUAUUUUCAUUCCGUUUUUUUUUUUCCUUUUAUUAGGUGUGCAUGAUUUUAAAGAACUGUUGACAUAAAGUGUAAAGUACUAAGCACUCUCUUUGGUUACAGAUUGGCGAGGAAAUUAAGAUGGAUGAAGAUGAUCCACAUGCAAGGAAACAAUACGAAGACACUUUUUUAAGACGGUUCAGUGGACUUCAAACUCGGUUCAAGAAAAAUGUGACAAGUGUUGAGAAAAAUAAUUGGACCGCGGAUCACAUAGCACUGCGUCGAGCAACUCUUUUUCUCUUAAGAACGCAAACAUUUAAUCAAUUUAGCCCUGAAAGCAUAAGUGCAAGUGUUCCACUAAAAGAAAGGAGAGAAUGGAUGCUCAAUUUGGAGCGCGGUAUAAGCGAGGGUUGGAGCUCCGCCAAAGCGCUAGGGCUUUCUUUAUCCAAAACAGAUGAGGCGUGCGUCCUGCAAAAUUUGGUGAAACUUCGAAGUGAUAUAUCCUAUGUCGAGCAGGAGGAAAUGAGUGGUUUUGUUGCACAGUAUCCAGAAGACGGUGUUCCCAAGCAUAAAAAUAAAAUGGGAAGCAAAUUGUCUACAAAUGAAGGGUCUGGUUCAUCUGGAGGAACGCAGUCAGCAGAUUGGUACCGUGAAGAAAUCAGUGAUGUAAUUAACAGUGUGAUAACUCGCGCUCAAAUGCUAAAAGAAAGACUGGAGGAGGCUAGUGACAAAUCUGUAGACGACGAAAUCGUUACUCUGACUAAAUACCUUCUGAUGGCUAUUCGCACAGCCAAGAUUCGUCUAAAGGCAACUUAUGUUCAUGUUCCUUGGGAAGAGAUGGAAUUUUUCCUUGUUGCCUUUGUUGAGUCACAGACUAAACUGGACACAUGGUCUUUUUUAGUUGCAACAGUUGAGAGGACGCACUGCCACCUCCUAAUGUUUAUCACUGAAGUUAACUCAUUACUGGAAUACUGCGCAACGAAUAAUGUAAAAGAAUUACAUCAACUUCCAAAUGUCAGCAGGUCGUUGUUUAUUACAACGAGCGUGAAAAUGUUUUGGCGACAGCUGUACGACGACUGCGCUGUGUUGAGAGACUUGCAGUCUCUCCUGGCGAUUGAUAAAGUGUUGGGGACAGCAAUUGAAGUCCUGGAUAAAAACGAACAGCAGUGGACAGAUCAUGGGUUCCUUGUUUUGCGCAGGGCCCUGUUUGUUGCGGGUGAGAAAAUGAAGAACACUUGGGAGUCUCCUAACCUGUCGGAGCGCUAUCAGCAGGCCAUCAUUCACCUGGCUCCGAACGGUGUAAACAGGAUUUUGAGAUCUGUGCGUGAUGGGUUUGCCCACGGUAAAGGCCACAGCCUGGAGAACCUAAGAGAGGGAACCCGGAGAGCAGAAAUGAGAGAAGAACUACGGUCGGUGAGGGGUGCGAUCUCUGUCCUAGUUAUUGAUGCUGAAUGGGAACUGCUACUUAAGUUCUAUGACCACAAACAAUUAAAUGAAAGCGACGUCACUCGAGCAGAAUUAUGUUGUUUUGAUUUCAAGGACACGAAGGAUGAGAUUCCGGUCUAUACGAAAGUUCUUGCUGAAAUGAGUAGGACAUUGAAAGAAGGAGGAGGGUCAGUUGAAUUGUAUAUGACUUGGGAGGGGUUGAAGAAAGAUAUUCACGACUUGAACAAACUUCAGGGAGAGUAUGUGAAUAGACGCAAGAAGUACAUUUUGGGGGCAACGAGAGAGAAAUCUGUAAGCUUGACAUAUUACUCUCGACACCUCGAGUUUCACAGAUUACUCGGUUGCUCUUUUAGUGAUCUGCCUCCUUGGUCGCCUGCUGUUGAAGCAUUUAGGUCCUACAUGUCUUAUCGCACCUCUGAUGCUCUCUCGGAACUUAUUCAAUUGCCAUCAAAUUACAACGUCCCAGAUUCCCGACGUAGAGAUGAUUACAAAUGUGCUGCUGAUUCUUUGAAGAAGCUCAUCACUCCGUCAAGGACGCAUGCAAGUGAGGCUGUUGAUUCACUGAUUAUUGAAGGAGGCCUACAGAUAGUCGGAAGCUCUUGGUUUUCGGGUAUCGCUUCAAAACAUCACCAGGCAAAUAAGCAAGAAAAAGGGAAGGUACAAAAGAUUCAGAACCUGUCGCAGCAGCCCAUCAGUGAUAUAUUCUGGCCAGUUUUAUAUGGGAAACGUCUGCGGAAUUAUUUAAACCAUGGGGACAGAUUUAUCGAUGUUUGCUUUACUCCUAGUGAAGAACUACGUGCUAUGGGAAUGGUGCUUAAUAUCAAACAGGACCAUGUUGUUUUACCUCCUUGUAGGCCAAAAAAAGACAGUGAUGAGGAAAAUGAACGAAUUCUGAAGCUUACUAGACUAAAAUGUGAGAUGUUUAGGUUUGCUGAGAAGGGUGAAUUUGAAAAUAUUUGUUUGGCUGUGGAAAAGGGUGCAGACUUUGCAGGUAGAGACGUGCGCCUUCGCGGCCUCUUGCACGUCGUGGCUGAAAGAGGACACGUGCAAGUUCUCAGAUACUUGCUACGUCUUCGCGAAGUGCAAAUAGAGCUCCAGGAAGGCAGCUUGGACUGGAAUGGGCGUAAUGCACUCCAUUAUGCUAGCAGCGUUGAUGUCGCAAAGGAGCUAGUCAAGGCUGGUUUAAGUGUGCACACAAAGGACAUCUCCGGUCGAACCCCACUACACGUCGCUGCGUCGCGUGGCCUGUUGUCGGUUGUUGCGUUUUUCUUGGACCAGAAAGCCCUACCGUCUGCCAUAGACUACUCAGAAUGCUCACCACUUCACCUUGCUGCUGCAGCCGGCCACACAGCCGUCAUGAAACUUCUGCAUAAAAAGACUGUUGGAAGCUUGAGUCCUGCUAGACAGAAGACGCCGCUGAUGUCUGCAGCAGAGUCAGGCAAUGCCCUUUCCGUCCAAUGUUUACUCCGUGAACACCCACGCUCAAAUUGCUUAGAAUCAUGCCAAUUCGCCGCAGAGACGGGGCGAUAUCAAGUGUUUCACGAUUUGCUUCAAGAGCUCAGAAAUAGGGGCCACAUAUCCUGGGAAGAAUUGAAAACAGUCGCCCUUUCAGUCGUAGAGGGGGGCUCUGGGGAAAUUAUGGAUUGGUUUCUGUCAGAGUUCUGUUCAAAGCAGAAUACUGAUAAGCUCAUUAACUCCACUGUUGAUGGAGACUUCAAACUUCUCCAAGUUGCCGCUAAAAUUGGCUCACACGAUAUUGUGCAAUGCCUCAUCAAACAGGGUGCAGAUCCAAUCGGAAACUAUAAUACAGAUAAGACUGCUCUUCAUUUGGCAGCGGGAUGGGGCUUCCCGCAGACAGUGGCUAUCCUGCUUCGUAGUAUUCCCGAGGACCAUCCCUUGCGGACAGGGCGGAGGCUCAUAAUGCCGCCCCUAUGUCUUGCUGCGCUCAAGGGACACACAGCUGUCGUUGAGCUCCUGAUAGCGGAAGGCGCAGAUGUCGACGCACCGCCCCAAUGGGACAAGACAUGGAAUGCUGUUCACUUUGCUGCCGAACACGGUCAUCUUGCAGUGCUGGAGUGUCUUUUGAAGCAUGGAGCAAAACCUCACAACAUGGAGACCAACACGCGCACUCGCACUCCCCUGCAUAUGGCUGCCUACUAUGGCCAUCUUCCUGUCAUCCAAUGUCUGCUGCCACCCCUGCCAGCGAAUCUGAAGGACCGUCCCAAGGUUGGCGAGGAAGAAUGCAAACGUCGCUUGGAUUUCUUGCAAAGUGCAGAAGAUGAGAGAGACGGCGGUACUGUGUUACACUUUAGCAUGAAGUCAGAUUCGCUCCCCAUUGUCAGGUAUUUAUUGGAGCAAGAAAAGGGACUUCUCGAGCUGUUAAUGACAGCCAAUGAUAAAAGUGGCAUUAAAAGAAAAGUUACUGUGUAUCAGAAAAACAAAGCAGGGAACACAUGCUUGGAUUUGGCAGCAGCCGCUGGUGGGCUGGCAAAGGACAAGGCUGAAUUACUCCUUAAGAUGAUGUUAGACAAGGUCAUGAUGUCUGCAGCUGGAAUUGAUUUAGAAAGCGUUUUUAAAAUGAUCCAAAUCUCUCAUAUAAACGUCGCAGUUGAAAGUGGGGACGUGGACCUGAUGGAAGGGCUGUUUGGUAGUAAUCCAUUACUACGCCGUUUCUUUGCUUCCAUGCCGAAGAAGCCGCUGCCUCACGUGAAGAUAUACACCGGGGCGGCGCAAAUCCUAGAGGAAUGUUUAAAGAAACUGAAACAAGAGAACGCUAGUAAAAGAUGGUGCAAGUUACAGCGGGGAAAGAACCUUCUGCAAGACUUCAUGCGGGAAAAUGCAUCUCAGUUUCGUUUAGCUAGUACAAACAGAAUCAUGAAGAUCAAAUCAGCUUCUGUAACUGGCGAAACGCUAUCUGGAACUCUGUGGGUUCGGUACUGUACUCAUUGGUAUAAUAACAUAAUUUGUAUGGAUCCCCGGAUAUAACCAUGUCUACAUGUUUGUAGGAGAUGAAAACAUAAACUACCGACCCCUAGGUGGAGUAUGCUGUCAAAAACGGGGCAUGUUGAUUACGGCUCGCUUGUUUUUAACAUUUGUAACCGUUUUAAAUAGCAUUUUAAGAUGACAUUUUUAUACCUCUUUAAAAAUAUACUUUUUAUUCACUUUCUAAACUUUGUAUACUCGUAUAUGAUCUUUUAAAUAGGCCACUGUGUUGCGCAUUUGUUAAUGUUAAGUUAAAUGGAAAGAUGUAAAUAAUACAACAAAUAAGUAUAUUCUCCUACAGUAUUAUGUAAAUUACUUUCAGUAGUUCGUGUUUGUUUUACAAAUUUUAAAUGAUACGAAGACUGUUAAUAUACAUGGAACUAUAGUA
Messenger RNA from Frankliniella occidentalis (western flower thrips), 4839 nucleotides. RefSeq lists its product as uncharacterized. The transcript is spliced from 3 exons. NCBI's taxonomy places the organism in Eukaryota, Metazoa, Arthropoda, Insecta, Thysanoptera, Thripidae. Gene Ontology annotation, molecular function: protein binding. Bases 165 to 4454 code for a protein of 1429 amino acids. The record is from RefSeq and is a predicted model, not a curated record.